Molecule: messenger RNA, 1164 nt
Organism: Lachancea lanzarotensis
Lineage: Eukaryota; Fungi; Ascomycota; Saccharomycetes; Saccharomycetales; Saccharomycetaceae
Gene: PEX12
Product: LALA0S02e00342g1_1
Exons: 1
Coding region: 1-1164 (387 amino acids)
Biological process (GO): protein import into peroxisome matrix; protein monoubiquitination
Cellular component (GO): peroxisomal membrane; peroxisomal importomer complex
Molecular function (GO): zinc ion binding; protein binding; ubiquitin-protein transferase activity
Source: RefSeq, a predicted model, not a curated record
AUGGAGUUCUAUUCAAGUCUCUCGACCUCGUCUCCAGCGCUUGCCUCCUCGAUAUACCCAACAAUUUUCGAAAUUAUUUCUGCUGACGAGAUCGAUGAGCUGCUAACACCGUCGGUUCGCUAUAUCGUGGCCAAUUUGGUGGCCCGUAAACCAAACAGGUACACUUUGGCCAUCAAUAAUUGGUUUGACGAAUGGUUCUUAUUAGCCACUAGAAUGGCCAUAGAAUCGCACUAUCUAAGUCGUUGGGAUGGCACAUUCAUCGAAAACUUCUAUGGGCUCAAACGUAUCAACGGCUCGAAUCGCAUCUUGCUUCGCACCCUACAACAAAAUCCGGGUUUGGAGCUCCCGGUGCGACUAACAAAUGUACAGCGAUCCGCAGUAGUUGCACAGAAAGUGCUGGUACCAUAUAUUGCAACGAAACUCGACUUGCUACAUUCUAAGCUACUGGCCGCAGCGUUGAUGCGUAAUCCCCGAGAAAACGAUGACACUCAUAAGUCCCGCAAAGUGAGAAAAGCCCUGCGAAACGUCUUCAUUAAAUACUAUCCGCUGCUGAAAAAGCUACUCUUUUUUCUCAACUUGGCCUCAAAGCUUUACUUCCUUACUGGCAAGAGCGGCGCAACAUCCAUUAUCGAGCUUAUCAUGAACAUUAGCUACACACGGCUCUCGAUCCUAGACUAUGAGCGAAAUGAGACCAAAGAUGCUGUGUCGCCGGCAACUACCAGUGCAAGGCGUAUUAGACUUAAUAAAGCUGCUCUUUUGAAUCUUCUUCGGGUUUGGAGCUCCAAAUUAGAUUCGAUUCUUAGAACUGCCGGUUCCCAAGUGUUCCCCGCAUUUAUUUUCAUGCUUCGCAUUUUCCAAUGGUGGACGUCACAAGACAUGACCAAUGAGUUGCAGAGGAAGAUGGACAGUCUUGACCAAGACGUUCCACCACCACCUAUUCCGUUUGAAAGAAACACAAACGGUAAAUGUAGAAUAUGCGAUAGCGAAAUCACCAACCCUGCCGCGAUCGAAACCGGUUAUGUGUUCUGUUAUCCAUGCAUAAUGGAUUAUCUGCCGCAGCAUGAGGGAAAAUGUCCGGUAACGGGCAGCAAGUUACUGGGAUGUAACUAUGAGAAGGAAUCUGGUGAUUGGUCGCUGACGGGAAUCAGAAAACUCAUGAUCUGA